AUGAGACCAAGAUGGACUCAAACACUAACUUUCCGUAGAAGUAUACCUUUCUCGGCCUUUUGGCUAAGAUCAAGUGUAGUAUCUGUUCUUAUCAGUUUAAUAUCUGAUACGAGGGUCAUCGACCCUCACGAUAUUAAUCUUAUUUAUUUCAGGGUGAGAGUCCAAUCGAGCAGCUUGCUGUUCGGGACUCUCCAGUGUCGCCUAGGUAUUGCACUACCUCCCAGGCCGGCGCAGCCCACUUCUCCUCACGGAGAACCAAUGAAAACAAACAGGAAAUCAAUAUAA
Messenger RNA from Marchantia polymorpha subsp. ruderalis, 285 nucleotides. The record is from the annotation of a GenBank genome assembly. Lineage: Eukaryota; Viridiplantae; Streptophyta; Marchantiopsida; Marchantiales; Marchantiaceae.